Messenger RNA from Fusarium redolens, 1314 nucleotides. RefSeq names its product glycoside hydrolase superfamily. The transcript has a single exon. Gene Ontology annotation, biological process: glucan catabolic process. Gene Ontology annotation, cellular component: extracellular region; cell surface. Gene Ontology annotation, molecular function: glucan exo-1,3-beta-glucosidase activity. The coding region runs from base 1 to 1314 and encodes 437 amino acids. The record is from RefSeq and is a predicted model, not a curated record. NCBI's taxonomy places the organism in Eukaryota, Fungi, Ascomycota, Sordariomycetes, Hypocreales, Nectriaceae.
AUGCACCUCCCCUCUCUUUUCUCUACAGCUCUGCUGUUUUCUACCGCUAUCGCGGUGCCACAACCUGAUUACACUACAACAAACGCGGCCCAACAUGGCAAGAUUGCCAAGUAUCAAAAGCAGUGUCCCUUCAGCAUUCCUCGUGUCAAACCCCACAGCCAACGAUAUGAGCACGACAUUCACUUCCCCAGGGGAUGUGAAAGCGGUAAAUUCAUUGAUUGGAAGACAUUCAAGGCCAAUGGUGUCAAUCUGGGCGCUUGGCUCGCAAAGGAAAAGACACAUGAUCCCGUCUGGUGGACUUCUCUUGGCACCAAGGCCGCAGCUACAAUCGAUGAAUGGGGCUUAUGCCAGGCUCUUGGAAAACAAUGUGGUCCAAUCUUGGAGAAGCGUUAUGAAUCUUUCCUUAAUACUUCUACCAUCGAUACACUUGCCAAGGUCGGGGUCAACACCCUUCGCAUCACUACCACCUAUGCCGCCUGGGUCAAGGUCCCUGGUUCUGCUUUCUAUCAUGGUAAACAGCAGGAACAUCUACGCAGGAUUACUCAAUAUGCCAUUGAACGGUACAAUAUGCAUAUCAUCAUCGGCCUUCACUCCCUACCUGGUGGUAUCAACAACCUCGACAUUGGCGAAGCGUUCGGACAUGAUGGCUGGUUCUAUAAUACUACCAAUCUGGCUUGGAGCUUCAAAGCUGUUGAUAAAGUUCUCGACUUCAUUCAAGCAAGCGGCCACAAAAACGCCUUUACAAUUGCCCCCCUAAAUGAAGCCAGCGAUAACUUGGCUGGUUUUGGAUCAGCGGCUGGUCUAUCCGACAAAGCGACUAACUGGAUUCUCACGUAUAUGAACGGUGUUUUCAAGCGUGUUGAAGGCGUUGAUAAGCGUAUCCCAGUCAUGCUCCAAGAUAGCUUCAAGGGCGCCGCCUUCUGGUCUCCACUGUUUGACAAGAAGCUUAACCUCGUCAUUGACUCGCACGUAUACUACUUUGCCGCGUCGGGUACUUAUUCGCAGUUUGUAGCGCCUGCUGUGUGCGGACAAGCAAAGUAUCUCGCUGAGGAGACUAAGUUCCCCGUGUUUGUUGGUGAGUGGUCCUUGCAGACUAUGUACAACAACACACUGUCUGUGCCUAAUCGCAAGACCAUCUUCGAUACCCAGCGCUAUGCGUGGCAGAAGUAUGUCGCUGGUGGUGCUUUUUGGACAGCUGUGUCUUAUUCUACUACGACUGUGGAUGGACAAGGUACUCAGAGGGAUUACUGGAGUUAUGUCGACUUGGUCAGGGCUGGAGUUAUUACCAAAGCCACAACCAAGAGUUAUUGCUAG